GCUGCGGGGCGCGGAGCUGCCGCCGGGCUCGGGGGUCCCCGCCGCGCGCGCGUCCUGCCGGGCCCCCUCCGGGGGUCGCGGGCGCCGAGACCUGGCGCGCGUGCCGCGGUGGGCGCAGGGACCCUGGGAUGCGCGGAUGCCCCCGCGCGCCGCGGGACGGCGGCCGCCUCGCGGGGCCGUGGGUGGGGCCGGGCUGGGGGGCUCGGGACCCCCCCGGCCGUGGAUUACACUUGGCGCUGCUCGUCGCGGGGCUCGAGGAUCCCCCCGCGCGGUCUCCGGCUUGGACCCCCUGGAGGUGACGGCGGGGGCCCGGCCGGGCUGGCGUCCUGCACCAGGGGAAGCGGACGGGGAGCAGGCGACGGCUCCCGGAAGCCCAGGGGGAUUGCUCGGACACCCAGGCCACCCGAGCACCCGUCAGCCGGCCUGGGCUGGACCGCAGGAGCGACUCCCGGCUGCCUCUCUGCCCCAUGCUACCCCCCGGGAAGCCCCCGGUGCCAGCGGUCCUGGGGCGAGAGGACCCUUCUCUUCAGAGGCAAGUGUGUUCUGGAGCGGAUGGAGGACGCCCGUGCUGCAGCAUAUAGAACAUUCUGGAAGGACCUCGGAUACAGGAACAGUGGGAAACAGCACGCCUCCCGGCCCUGGUCCUUCCUCCUGGGGAGACUCCCCUCUGGCACUGCCCACCCCCUGCAUCUCCCGGGGCUGCCGUUUCUCGGCCCGCCUCCGUGAGCCUUUGGGCUGAGCGCCUCAUUCCUCCUCCCGGCUCCAAGAUGUCCCGGUCACGUGCAGAGGGAAUCGUUGGCUGCACACGGACCACACGGGAUGGGAAGUUUGGGUUCUGGCACCUUCUAAAGAGGCCAGAGCUUGGGUGCUGCUUGCAGAGUACCCACUCUGCAUGGGAGGGGCCCUGCCCCAUCCAUCUGGCACCAGCCAACCCCCCACCCCCCCGCCACUGGCUCCAGAGCGAGCGAUGCGUGUCCAUCCCUCAAGGUGGAGGCGGCCGUCCGCCAGCCUUCAGGGUCAGCCGGUCCACAGCUGGGCGUCCGGAAGAGCAGAAGACCAAGGUCCUGGCUGGGACCAGCCUCGCAGCAUUGCCCGGACACGGAGGCACGGGCGGCCGUGAAGCCCUUUUCUCUCGCGCAGCUCUGGAGACCCGGUCCAGCACUCCGGGCUUCCGGACCAGACGGUCCAGUGUCACAGCUGAUGUUUCUCGACGACGCUCCACUAAUGCUCCCGCGGGUCCCUUUUUGCUUUGCUCAGUGGUCGCCCUGUGCAUGGCAGAAAAACCAGGAGGGCUCCUCAACUCCCGUCCUGCGCCGGCCGUCGCCCAAACGCAGGUGCCAGUGCUCCCGUGCGUCCCCGGACCCCAGCAAGUGGAUGUUCCCCUUUGUAGAACGAAUUGAAGGUCGCCACGUGGGGGCCAGAGUCACGCAUGACAGCAGGAGGGCGCUUGCCUCGUAUAGAGCAGACCUGGGCUCAACCCCUGACUCCAUGGAGAAUCCUGCAGGCCCGCCAGGAGUGAUCCCUGAGCACAACUGGGUGUGACCCAGAAACAAACUGUAUCACUGUCAUCUCGUUGUUCAUCGAUUUGCUCGAGCGGGCACCAGUAACGUCUCCAUUGUGAGACUUGUUGUGACUGUUUUUGGCAAAACGAAUAUACCACAGGUAGCUUGCCAGGCUCUGCUGUGCGGGCGGGAUCCUCUCGGUAGCUUGCCGGGCUCUCCGAGAGGGGCGGAGGAAUCGAACCCAGGUUGGCUACGUGCAAGGCAAACGCCCUACCCGCUGCGUUAUCGCGCCAGUCCAGAAACUUAAUAAUAAAGCUAGACAUGUUUCACUGCU
Molecule: messenger RNA, 1836 nt
Organism: Sorex araneus (European shrew)
Lineage: Eukaryota; Metazoa; Chordata; Mammalia; Eulipotyphla; Soricidae
Product: collagen alpha-1(I) chain-like
Exons: 3
Coding region: 137-739 (200 amino acids)
Source: RefSeq, a predicted model, not a curated record